GUUCAGUAAGGAGUUUUUGAGCUGUGAUGUGAAUGAACGACAACAUUUCUCUGUAACAUCUGUGUGUUUCCUGUUUCCUGCAGACGUCCAGCAGCUGUUGGUGGUUAAAGAAGAGGUUCCCCCUGAGCAGCAGGAGUGGAGCUCCAGUGUGGACCAGGAGGACCCAGAGCCUCCACACAUUAAAGAGGACCAGGAGGACCCAGAGCCUCCACACAUUAAAGAGGAACAGGAGGAACUCUGGAUCAGUCAGGAGGGAGAGCAGCUUCAAGGGCUGGAGGAGGCUGAUAUCACCAAGUCCAUAUCCAGUCCUGUCCCUGUGAAGAGUGAAGAUGAUGAAGAGAAACCUCAGUCCUCACAGCUUCAUCAAAGACACACUGAAGAGAUGGAAACUGGAGCUGAUGGAGAGGACUGUGGAGGACCAGAACCAGCCAGGAACUCAGAUCCAGAUAUACAUUUACAACCUGAGACUGAUGACAGUGGUGAUUGGACAGAGACCAGAGAACCUCAGUCAGGUUUAAACUCUCUUAAAAAUGAUGAAGACCCUGUCAAUGACUUGAAAUGUAGUGUGGAUGAGAAACCAUUUAGCUGCUCUGAGUGUGGGAAAAGAUUUUCUCGGUCAGGUGCUCUGAAUUCACAUAUGAAAUUUCAUACAGGAGAAAAACCAUAUAGCUGCUCUGAGUGUGGGAAAAGAUUUUCUCACUGUGGAGAUCUGAAGAAACACAUGAGAUUUCAUACAGGAGAAAAACCAUUUAGCUGCUCUGAGUGUGGGAAAAGAUUUUCUCAGUCAGGUCAUCUGAAUUCACACAUGAGAUUUCAUACAGGAGAAAAACCAUUUACCUGCUCUGAGUGUGGGAAAAGAUUUUCUCAAAGUGGAGAUCUGAAGAAACACAUGAGAUUUCAUACAGGAGAAAAACCAUUUAACUGCUCUGAGUGUGGGAAAAGAUUUUCUCAAAGUGGAGAUCUGAAGAAACACAUGAGAUUUCAUACAGGAGAAAAACCAUAUACCUGCUCUGUGUGUGGGAAAAGAUUUUCUUACUCAAAAACUCUGAAGUCACACAUGUCAACUCAUACAGGAGAAAAACCAUAUAGCUGCUCUGAGUGUGGGAAAAGAUUUUCUUGGUUAGGUGCUCUGCAGACACACAUGAGAACUCACACAGGAGAAAAACCAUUUAGCUGCUCUGAGUGUGGGAAAAGAUUUUCUCACUCAAAUACUCUGAAGUCACACAUGUCAACUCAUACAGGAGAAAAAUCAUAUAGCUGCUCUGAGUGUGGGAAAAGAUUUUCUUGCCAUCAGAAGAUACACAUGACAACACAUACAGGAGAAAAACCAUUUAGCUGCUCUGAGUGUGGGAAAAGAUUUUCUCUCUCAAAUACUCUGAAGAUACACAUGAGAACUCAUACAGGAGAAAAACCAUUUAGCUGCUCUGAGUGUGGGAAAAGAUUUUCUCAAUCAAGUCCCCUGAAGGCACACAUGACAAUUCAUGUAGGAGAAAAACCAUUCAGCUGCUCUGAGUGUGGGAAAAGAUUUGGUGAUAGGGGAAAUCUGAACGUACACAUGAGAUCUCAUACAGGAGAAAAACCAUUUAGCUGCUCUGAAUGCGGGAAAAGAUUUUCUCAGUCAGGUACUCUGAAGACACACCUGAGAUCCCAUACAGAAGAAAAACCAUUUAGCUGCUCUGAAUGUGGGAAAAGAUUUUCUUGGUUAAGUGCUCUGAAGAGACACAUGAGAACUCACACAGGAGAAAAACCAUUUACCUGCUCUGAGUGUGGGAAAGGAUUUUCUCAAUCAAGUCAUCUGAAGAAACACAUGAGCACUCACACGGGAGAAAAAACAUUUACUUGUUCUGUAUGUGGGAAAACAUUUGGCCGCAUGACAGGUGUUAAAAGACACAUGAUGACACAUACAGGAGAAAACCCAUUCAGCUGCUCUGAGUGUGGGAAAGGAUUUGGUCGAAAAGCACUGCUGACAGCACAUAUGAGAUCUCAUACAGGAGAAAAACCAUUUAGCUGCUCUGAGUGUGGGAACAGAUUUUCUCACUCAAAUACUCUGAAGAUACACAUGAGAACUCAUACAGGAGAAAAACCAUUUAGCUGCUCUCAGUGUGGGAAAAGAUGUUCUCUCUCAAAUACUCUGAAGAUACACAUGAGAACUCAUACAGGAGAAAAACCAUUUAGCUGCUCUGAGUGUGGGAAAAGAUUUUCUCUCUCAAAUACUCUGAAGAUACACAUGAGAUCUCAUACAGGAGAAAAACCAUUUAGCUGCUCUGAGUGUGGGACGAGAUUUUCUCACUCAUAUAAUCUGAAAGUACACAUGCGAACUCAUACAGGAGAAAAACCAUUUGGCUGCUCCGAGUGUGGGAAGAGAUUCCGUAGUCGAGAAGAUGUGAGGGCACACAUAAGAACUCAUACAGGAGAAAAACCUUUUAUCUGCUGUGAGUGUGGGAAAAGAUUUGGUCGGUCUGUUACUCUGAAUGUACACAUGAGAACUCAUACAGUAGAAAAACCAUUCAGCUGCUCUGUGUGUUGGAAAAGCUGUGGUGACAGGAGAAAUCUGAAUGUACACAUGAGAUCUCAUGCAGGAGAAAAGCCAUUUAGCUGCUCUGAGUGCAGGAAAAGAUUUUCUCAGUCAGGUGCUCUGAAGAUACACAUGAGAACUCAUACAGGAGAAAAACCAUUUAGCUGCUCUGAGUGUGGGAAAAGAUUUUCUCACUCAAAUACUCUGAAGAUACACAUGCGAACUCAUACAGGAGAAAAACCAUUUAGCUGCUCUGAGUGUGGGAAAAGUUUUUCUGAAAGUGGAAAUCUGAAGACACACAUGAGAAUUCAUAUAAGAGAAAAACCACAGAGCUUUGAGAGUUUGGGAAGAGAUUCAUGCUCAAAGAAAACUUAGGUAUUCACAGGACAAUCCACACAGGAGAGAAACCUUUCAGCUGCCAUGUUUGUGACCAGAGAUUCAUGUGGCCUCGCCAAAUCAAAAAUCAUCAGUGUGUUGGUUGUCAGUCCUCACAGACUCAUCAAAGUGAAACUGAGGAGAACAGAGAGGCAGAGCCUCCAGCCAGCAGCUCAGCUGAACAUAUGAAAACAGAGGCUGAAGGAGAGGACUGUGGAGGACCAGAACCAGCCAGGAACUCAGAUCCAGACACACAUUUACAACCUGAGACUGAUGACAAGACGGGAGAGUCUUCUGAACCUGAGACUGAUGAUAGUGACGAUGAUUGGAAAGAGACCAGAUAAUCUCAGUCAUGUUUUUGCUGUGAACUUGUAGCUUCUUGUCAGUUGUUAGCAGUUAGAAGAAGGUUAAACUGUGACUGCAGCGCCUUUUAAAUGUCAGUAUUUUUUCACUGUAAGCUGGUAACAAAUUUACGCCUCUCCAGUUCAUGUAUUUAUAGUAUUUGCCAGUCGCAUUGGAGCUCCAUGGUCACAAAAUGCGACUGCGAGUCACAGUUUGGAUCUCUCCUGGUCACACUGUCGUUUAGCUCAUUAAGUUAAACUCUUACAGCUGCGCCGUUAAACAUGGAUGAUUUAUUCAUAAUGAUAGCAGGGUACGAGGAGGAACUUUGUCGAUGAAAAGAGGAGAAUGAGCAUCAACGGAAACUACUGGACGCUGUUUUCAACCCUCAGCUUUGGUUACACAGAGCAGGUUUGUUCAUAAAACAUUACAAGUUCAUUAUUAAUAAUAUAACUGCAGCUUUGUUCAAUAAAUAUUCAGUCUGUCGACGUUUAAAAGCCACGUUAGCUUCUCUGGUGUCGUUAGCUUCUCUGGUGCCGUUAGCCUUCCUGUAUUGUUUAAUACAGGUGUAUUGUUAAUUAUUUCUACUUCUGGCCAUCAUGUUUUUUUCUUUAGAUAUGUAAUAGGACAAACGUGCUCUUUAACAAUUUCAUGGGAUUUCUUAACUCAUAAGGGACACAGAUAACGUGUUUACUUCCUGUAAAUAGAGCAGUAAAUCUGAUGUCCAUAUAUGUAUUUUGUAUUUAUCUGUUUUAACACCUUAUUUUGACACAAAGACGCAGUCAUAUCUGUAGCAUGUUUUACUGCAUCAUAAUACAGUACAUGUCUCAGGAUUACACUCACCAGCCACUUUAUUAGGUACACCAUGCUAGUACCGGGUU
Messenger RNA from Epinephelus lanceolatus (giant grouper), 4110 nucleotides. The record is from RefSeq and is a predicted model, not a curated record. NCBI's taxonomy places the organism in Eukaryota, Metazoa, Chordata, Actinopteri, Perciformes, Serranidae.